AUGGUUCAAAUGAUUUGGCGACAUGGUGAUCGCGCACCUGGAGAGUUACCCUACCCAAAUGAUAGAUAUAAUGAAACGUUUUGGCCGAGAGGUUGGGAUCAAUUGACAAAUGUGAGCUCUAAAUUGACAAAUUGUGUGAACUGUUUCAAAAAAAAUUAUUUUACAGAGAGGAAUCUGGCAGGGUACCGAGCUUGGUAUUUUCUUCCGACAAUAUUACAAUUCUAGUGGAUUUUUACAACAAUUUGACAAAGAUCAAGUUUAUGCUUUAUCCAGUGAAUCCGAAAGGGCAAUAAAUACUGCGCAAGCAUUUUUGGCUGGAGCUUAUCCACCAACUGGAAAUUUUGUUUGGGAAUCAUCUUACCUGAAAUAUUGGCAACCUACACCGUUGCAUACAACUGGUGCUGGACCAGAUCCACUUCUUCGCCCAACAAAAAUCGAAUGUCCAAAUUAUGAUAAAGUUGCGGCUGAAGAAGAAGCGCCAGUUGCUGCGACGGUCAAUCAACAAUAUGCCACAUUAUUCACUUGGCUUCAAAAUGUGACUGGAAUUGAUGAAAUAAAUUAUGAUAAUAUAAAUGAUUUGUAUGAUAUUCAAAGAGAAAUUGAUCAUAAUAUGCCGCAACCAAAAUGGGUAAUGCAGGUUUGGAAUGGAACUACAAUAAUGGAUCAUAUCCGAGAAUUGAAACGAGUUACACGAACCCAACAAUUCAACUCGGCACAAAAAGCAAAAUUCAGAGGUGGUUUUUUGGUCAAUCAAUUCAUUCAAAAUAUGCUUGAUUAUAAUUCAAAUUCCUCAACCAUCAAUACUUAUCUUUAUUCAUCUCACGAUGGAACACUUUCUGCCCUUGGUUAUGCGUUAAAUGUAUCUGAUAGUCAACUUGUUCCAUAUGUUGCUACUUACAUUGUUGAACUUUAUGAUGACAACACUGUACAGGUUUUAUAUCGAAAUUCCACAUCAAACCCAUAUUCCUUAACGAUUCCCGGUUGUGAACAGUUUUGUCCGUUAGAUCAAUUUGUAUCGUUAUUGGCUGAUGUGAGAGUGCAAUCAUUGAACGAUUUAUAUACAAUUUGUGGAACUUAUGAAUCGACUACACAAAAUUCAGAUGAUUAA
This is a messenger RNA of Caenorhabditis angaria, 1108 nucleotides long. NCBI's taxonomy places the organism in Eukaryota, Metazoa, Nematoda, Chromadorea, Rhabditida, Rhabditidae. The record is from the annotation of a GenBank genome assembly.